GAGCUGUUACAGCAUUCCUCUCAUCUCCCUCGUUACAGUUACAGUUCUAUAUUCCUGCAAAGGUGCUGUACUUUUAUUUUCUGAAAUCAGCCGUUAAUACAAGACCCAAAAUGUACGGAGUUUCAUCCAAAUCCACGGCCGAGAAGAAGGCCGUCAUCAAGAACGCAGACAUGCCUGACGACAUGCAGUCCGACGCCGUGGACUGCGCUACACAGGCCAUGGAAAGGUUCAACAUAGAGAAAGACAUCGCUGCUUUCAUCAAGAAAGAGUUCGACAAGAAGUACACCACCACCUGGCACUGCAUCGUGGGUAAAAACUUCGGCAGUUACGUCACGCACGAGACCAAGAACUUCAUCUAUUUCUACAUGGGACAGGUGGCCAUACUGCUGUACAAAUCGGGAUAAUUUUUAAGUUCUGGAUAACAUCUGAUUCUGGUCUUGAGCUGCAGCUAGGCUCAUCCGCCAUCUUAGAACACUGACGGACACAAUGCAGGUGCAAUUGGGUCCACAGCAAACCAAUUCAGAUUGGCUUUGAA
Messenger RNA from Patiria miniata (bat star), 535 nucleotides. Its product is annotated as dynein light chain LC6, flagellar outer arm-like. Gene Ontology annotation, cellular component: cytoplasmic dynein complex. Lineage: Eukaryota; Metazoa; Echinodermata; Asteroidea; Valvatida; Asterinidae. The record is from RefSeq and is a predicted model, not a curated record. Gene Ontology annotation, molecular function: dynein light intermediate chain binding; dynein intermediate chain binding. Bases 111 to 404 code for a protein of 97 amino acids. The transcript is spliced from 2 exons. Gene Ontology annotation, biological process: cilium assembly; microtubule-based process.